Molecule: messenger RNA, 3902 nt
Organism: Diorhabda sublineata
Lineage: Eukaryota; Metazoa; Arthropoda; Insecta; Coleoptera; Chrysomelidae
Gene: Nplp1
Product: neuropeptide-like 1
Exons: 7
Coding region: 85-1266 (393 amino acids)
Source: RefSeq, a predicted model, not a curated record
ACGAGAUGUGAAGUCGUACGUGUUGAUAUCUGAAUCAACAGUUGAAAGGAAAUUAUUUUGUAGUUUUUCUUUAUUUCGAAGAGCAUGAGUAAAUUUUUAGAGUUGAAUUUUGUUUUUGGAAUUAUUGUUUUUUUCAUCAAAUCAUCCAGGGUAUUAUCGUAUGAUAUUAUCGAUCAAAACCAAGUUCUCUUAGAACUAUUAAGCCCACAAGAAAAUCCUUCUAUUCAUGUUCAAGCUUUACGAAGAGAAUUAUUGAAAAAAGUACAAGAGGCUCUGGAGAAACUCGACGAUGAAGAAGAUUAUCAGAAAGCCCGUGAGGCGUUAGCCAGGUGGAACAGUCUUCCCGAACAAAAAAGAAACUUGCAGUCUUUGGCGAAGAACGGCUACAUCAGGACGAUACCGGACGAAGAGCCUGAUCAAUAUAAGAGAAGUUUAGCUAAAAUGACAAUAAAUGAACAGCUUACGCAACAAUUGGAAGAGCAGAAGCGUGGUUUAGAGUCUUUAGCAAGAAAUGGUGAUUUACGCUACAGGAAAGAACAAGAACUGAAUAACUUUUCAAAUAAAAGGCAUAUCAGUAGUUUGGCUAGGAAUUUCGAACUGCCGCAAUCGGGAAAACGAUCUUUGAGUAGCCUAGCAAAAUCUGGAGACCUUUAUAAACAUUCACAAUAUAAAAGAAACGCUGAAACAUCAAUCCCUAAUACAGGCAGUAAACAAUCUUCGAACAAUCCAAUCGGUUACAAAGAACCAUUGUCGGAAAAUAAAAAAAUUUCGGACGAUUCUAAAAGAAGCAAAAGACAAGUGGAUUAUUAUUACGACAAUGGCAACGAGAAUUAUUUACCCGUGUAUCAAAACGCUUACGAUUAUGAUGAUUUGAUGCAGGAUGUGCACGACGCGGAUCCGGAUGUUUCUAAAAGAUUUUUAGGAUCGGUAGCAAAAAGCGGAUGGUUUCGACCAUCAUCAUCGUCGUCGUCGUCGUCCUCAAUGAGCUCAAAAUAUUUGAAUCCGGAUAAACGUCAUAUAGGGUCAUUAGCACGAUUAGGCUGGUUGCCAUCUUUCCGCCAUAUUAGGAGAUUUAAUAGAUCCGGUCGAUCCGCAAGCGAAAUCAACACUUGCAGGGAGACUUCCCCAGAUGGGGAAACCGAAGUCGACGGCCACUCCGACGACGCAUCGGUAUUAUUAAGGCCCCUUAGAAGACUACAUCGAUUACCAGAAGAAAACGGUUUUAUCAGAAGAGUUUUCUACCAUCCCCUUACGACCAAAUAUUAAUAAUGUUAAAUAACAGUAAUAGUUGAUAGACUGCAUUUGGUUAAUACGAAUCACGUGAUAAGAUAUUAUAAAAAUUAUUUUGAAAAACUGUUGUACCUCCAAAUAUUUCUUUCUUAUUCCUUCGUAGGAUUCUCCCUUUCGAAAAUUAAUUAUUCUGGUUUUCUUUACGUUUCGAUAUUUUUCAAAAAUAGUUUAACUUGUUGUUACUAAAAUAUUAAAUUAAGCAAAUCGAAACCAAACUAUAAAACUACUCAUAAAAAACAAUCACCCUCUCGUUUUAGAAUUUGUCUAUUGGUAUAUUCAUGUCAUAGCGAUCCAAGGUUGGUAAAGAAUAGGUUGCCCCAUAAAGAGAUAAUGACUGUUGAAAAGGAGAAGCUAUUACGUCACUUGCUGGAAGCAAUCCGAAGUAUAAGCAAUGCUUACGUUUGAUUUUUGCCAUUUAUAGUUAGCUUUAUAUCCGCUUUUUUGGUUGAUUUUUUAUAGUAAAGUUAUAUUUUUCAUAAAUAAUUCAUGUAUAAAUUAUUUUAGAAAACUAAAUCUAGAUUAAGAAAACUUUUUUGUGUAUAUAUAUAUUAUAUAUAUUAAUAUAUAUUAAAAAGAUAUAUUUCUUGAAUGAUUAUGAGCAUGUAUCCUCGUUAUACUAUUGGGUAUUUUAGAAGAAUUUUUCUUCAUGAUUUUAAAUAUAUUUAGUGUUAUAUUUAUCCUCAAAAACGGCCAUACAAAUCGACAAGAACCAGGCCAUUUCUAUGUUCUCGUCUGUCGGCUUUCUACAGAUGACGUCUCGCAUAGAUCGGACGUUAUUGGGUAACCUAUCCUCUAACAACCUUGAUAAGGAUUGACAUGCGCUUACGUUACCUAAUUGGCAUGCGCAAAAAUUAUUUUGUUACCUCAAACCUAAAGUUUUUGUUUCUUUAUUUUCAUAUUUAUUUACUGUGUAGAAUUACGUUUUAAAUAAUCGUCCUCAAUACCGCGAAGCUUUCAAUAAAGUAGAGAUGUAAAAUUUAUGACGACUACAUUCGUCAAUCUGUUCACAACGUCUAUAUCUUCAAAAGAUAUCUUUUAACGGUUAUAUACACGGUUGGAUCCUUUUUUAACUUGCCGGUGAUAGAAGACUAUAUUUAAUAUAAAAAUUCUGUUGUAUUGACAACAUAAUGAAAUCUUGAGUUUAUUGACCUUGAUCUUGUAUUGUAUUGGUGAGUAGUUUUAUUAUUUUGUACUCAGUAUAAUUAAUGACCAUGUUUAUAUAUUACAUUAUUAAUAAACUAUUUUGAUUUGAUUAACGAUACCAAAAAAAUUAUUACGAUCAUUAUUUCCAAUAAAAACUUGAAUAUGAUUUUUUCGUAGUUGUUAAAAAUAAUAAGAAAUACAUUUGAACUUAUUAAUCGUGGUUCCUUUAUCUGAGACUGAAAUUUGAUUUGAACACAAACUAUUUUAUUGUUUGUUACUGGUCCAUCUCGAUAUUAUUUUUUAGAGACUGUUAUUAGUUCAAAUCAAAAUAUUUGUAAUAAAUUAAUUUCCAUCAUGUGUUCUAAUAACAUAUCCUACAUGGAAAUAGUACAGUAUUUGUCAACAUCUGAAUUCUAAGUGAUUUCAAAUGCAUAUAAAAAAUUAUAGUUUUAAUAUUGACGUAUGUUGUAACGUUUUACCUAAUUUUGGAUUUUAUAUAAUUAUGAUUUUAUUUGCUUCAAUAGCAUACCUAAAUCUAAUGAUUUACAUCAUAAAUCAACCACAUCAUUUACAUCAAUCGGGAAUAUUCGAUAAAAUCAUCAAUCUCGAAAGUUCAUUUAGGUUAUGACUCAGUUUACUUCGUUAGCUGGUUGCGUGUAGUUCGAAGCGUGAAAUAAAAGAUAUGCUUUUAUUUACACAGUUCAUAAUAUUUUUUCGAGUUACUUGGAAUUUAGAGGACGAUUUCCUUGGAUGUUACCAUAUCGAAAAUCUAUCUAUCAACUAUAAAACAGUAUGCUGGAAUAUGAAAAGUACCAUAUAUUGCCCAUGUUUUAAUAGGUAAAUAACAUAUAAUCACAAUAAUUAUUAUAUUUGACAAGUUAUUUACCUUUUUAAGGUACAUCAGUGUAAGAGAUGUUAUUUUUCUGUUUCACUAAACUGUUAUAUUUACUGAGUACAAUUACUCCAAUCAAGAAUAUCAUCAUCAUACAUAUAUUUCCAGUGGUAACUCGUUGAGGAUGAUAAAUUAAGAAAUAGUUACAAGACUAUCAAAAAAUUUACAAAUCGAUAUUUCUAACUUUUUUUUUCAUACAUUAUCAAUUUUAUUUUUGUAAUGAAAACGUUUUUUCAAAAAGUUUGGGGUUAGUUAUCCCUAACAGUUACCACUGACUUUUAUUAAUCUAGUUUAAGGCCAAUUUAUAUAUUUUAUUCGUAUUUAAGAUGUAGAAAUGUAGCUUUGAACAUUUUGGGCUGGAAAUAUUUACGAAAAAAAGAGCUGUGUGGGACAAUAUUAACUUUUUCGACAUAUAAACUAAGACAAUAAAUGUAUAAUUCGUAGACAAUAAAAUUAAAUAAUAUUAUUAUAUAUGAAAAUAUAUGUUUACAAAUUUGAGCAAUCUUGCUAAAUUUUAUUUAGUACUAUAUAUAUUUGUCGAUGUAAAUUAAAUGUCAAUAAAAACUUUAAAAAACCA